Molecule: messenger RNA, 2559 nt
Organism: Carassius auratus (goldfish)
Lineage: Eukaryota; Metazoa; Chordata; Actinopteri; Cypriniformes; Cyprinidae
Product: tumor necrosis factor receptor superfamily member 14-like
Exons: 9
Coding region: 628-1422 (264 amino acids)
Biological process (GO): signal transduction; defense response to Gram-negative bacterium; positive regulation of cytokine production involved in immune response
Cellular component (GO): membrane; external side of plasma membrane
Molecular function (GO): protein binding; transmembrane signaling receptor activity
Source: RefSeq, a predicted model, not a curated record
UUGACAAUUUACAAUUGCAUAUGACAUUAGAGUUUAUAUAUAGUCCUGGUGUGUCUAAUAUUAAUAUGUAUCGCAUUACAAUUCUGAGACAGUAAUAUUGUAAGGUUAGGAAUUACUUUUAAAUGACAGUAACAAGUUAUAAUGUAUUAGAGUUUGGAAGACUUGCACAACACUGGCUGUAGUUUCGGUUUCAGUUAUCGCAAUCCUCCUUAAUAAAACACAUUUUUUGUGAAUUGGCAGUGAAAACACUGGGCUUGGUCUGUCUGACGCCAUAUCAGAAUACAAACUGAAAACAACGCGGCUAUAUUUCGAGACAACCAACGUCUGUGACUUAUGUUUUGUGAAAGUAGAAGAAGUGGUAUUAGCCCUUUCUGCAACUUUCCGAAGAAUGCAUAUGUCUGCAAGAACCUUGUGGAAGCAUGACCUGUAGAAGAACUGAGACUUGAAGAGUCUUGAACUACUGUCACCUUGACUUUCAGUUUUCUACGAAAUCACUCCAUAAUGUUUACAGUUAAGAGAUAAAUCUACCAUCUAUCAUCGCAGGAAUCAAAGCUUCCGAAGGUUGUGCUGUAGACAGCACAGUACUAAUGACAUCCAAGAUCGACUGAAUAAAUCUAGACUGUGACUAUGUUUGCUUUAAGGAUCAUUAUUUUUAUUACAGUAAUUGUUCCUCUUAACUAUAAACUUUGUUCCUGUCAGUGUUCUCAUGCUGAAUAUGAGAUACACAAGCAAUGCUGCCCAAUGUGUGCCCCUGGAAACCGUGUUUAUUGGCACUGCACAGAUGACACCAGCACAACUUGUGUUCCAUGCCCUUCAUCAACUUUCACUGAUGAACCAAAUAACCUCACUGGAUGCUUUCCUUGUACUGUAUGUGAUGCAAGCCGUGGUUUAAGAGUGAAUAAAAAAUGCACUCGGUCAUCAGACACUGUUUGUGGGCCUCUAGAGAGAUUCUACUGCAUUGCAAAAAAGAAAGGCUACUGUUCUUUAGCUUUGCAACAUUCAGAAUGUAGCCCUGGCCAAUAUAUCAAACAAGCAGGUACUGGCUCUACAGAUACUGUAUGUGCUGACUGUACAGGUGACACAUAUUCAAAUGGAUCUUUCUCAUCCUGUUUAGCACACACAAAAUGUGAGGCCCUGGGACUUACUGAAACAAAUCCAGGAACAAAUUCAUCUGACACCAAAUGUGGAAAUCCCUCUACAGCUGUAGCAAUAACUGCCCCUAGUGUUAUAGUUACUUUAAUAAUAAUUUUAGUAAUAUUAUUUUUCAUAUUUAAACAUAUUUGGAAGAAGAAGCAAUCAAAAAGUACAGGGAUACAGGAAACAGGUUUACCGUUUACUGUUGAAAAUGACAGUUCUAAAGUUGAUGGUGACAGGAAAAUUGCUGAACCAUUUGAAACAGAAGUCCUGACGACCUGUGAUUGACUACAGUUUCUACACUACUCAGAUCUUUCACUACAUUUAUCAAAGGAGUGAGAUUUAGCAGUUUGAGCCAGAGUCAUUGAAACAAGUCAAACAGCAUCAAAUUAUUUUGUCAUCAUCUAUUUAAUCAACUACUAAUGAACUACUGUGUGUGUCAAGCCUAAAAAUAAUAAUAAUAGUAAUAUUUAACGUAGCAACAAGUACAUGAGACGGAAUAAAACUCCAUUAGCACUUUCUAUAAGACGGCAUCUGACAGUAUUUAAAUGUUUUUUUAUAAGUAUUAUACAAAGGCUAAUUAUCGAUCAAGUGCAUGCAAAAAAACCUUGUCAGACUGCACUGGCAAAUAUGAUGAUCUGUAUGACAAAAAAUGACGAAGUAUUUUAAAAGCAAAUGAUCGCAAAAUAAAAUGUUGGUUAUAUACAUAUAAAAAGCCUUUAAAUUGGCAGCAUAAUCAUGGGUGAUCAUAAGAGAUGCAAAAACAUAAAAGAAAAGCAAACUGGACAUGAGAACAGCUAGGCUAUAGGACUGUAACGUGGGAGCCGAUGAGAUGUGAGACAUGCAGAUCCAUGUGCAAGCUUUUAUUACACUAAGACAUGUUCAUAACAGGCAUGGGUCAAACACUGGCAAACGGGUAUAUAUAGGGGAAGACAAAGAAUGUUCCUAUGGCAAGCGUGGGUCUACGAUCCAGAGGGCUAAGCAAGAGGGUUAAUCCAGAAUCCAGAGCAAAGGGUCAAAACACGAGAAACAAGGCAAAGCAAGAAAAAGACUAAACUAUAAACUGAAGCAAGACUAUGAAAACUAUGAACCAAAACAAGUGGAACUGUGAAAACAAACACGGAAAGGCUUGGUAUGGCUAGGGGAGGGAUAUGUGCAGAACAAUUCUCUGCAGUAUGUGAGGGGAAGUCCAAUGCUUAUUAAGCGUGUCUGAUGAUUGUGCCGUGUGUGUGAUUGGUCUCAGGCGAAUGGUGUGAUUGUUAUCAGGUGAAUGUGAUUGGUGCAAUUGAGCAUGAAGAAUGUAGUCCGGGGUAGAGCUGUAAUCGGGCCUUAAAAGUUAGGCCUGACAGGACCCGAGCCCGACAGGUUUCGGCUGAGCCCGACAAGUACAUUUUGAUUGACAGCUUUUUUUAAAGCCCGAACCAG